Emiliania huxleyi CCMP1516 is the source of this 681-nucleotide messenger RNA. RefSeq lists its product as hypothetical. The record is from RefSeq and is a predicted model, not a curated record. The transcript has 3 exons. The coding region runs from base 1 to 681 and encodes 226 amino acids. Lineage: Eukaryota; Haptophyta; Isochrysidales; Noelaerhabdaceae.
AUGACGUACCUCGAUGAGGUGACUUGGACCACCAAGAGCUGGCUGGGGCUGCAGAAGCAGCGCAUCUCAGUCGUUCUUCACACGGCCAUCGCAGAGCAGGUCGUGAAUGAGCUUGCCUGUGGCGGGGGUGGGCGGGACCCGCUCUUCGCCGUGGCGAUGCGGCUGCUGCUUGUCCAGCGCCGCUGCGCCGACCCCUUCGUCACGGUGUCGGCAACGCUCAAUGAGGUUAUCCUCCGCAGAUACGCCGCCGACCGCCGCGCCAGCGCCGACCACUUCCCGUGGCUUGCGAGGGUGAGCCCGGCGCUCCGCCUCUCGUCGGAAGUGACGGGUGCUGGCGCGAGUCGCGCCGAAUACUGGAGACUGCGGCGCGGCGAAGAGAAUGGCGCGAAUCUGCGGCGACGCCUCUUGCAGUCCGGCAAGGUGCAGCACUACGAGGGCGAGCGAGGCGCGGAGCGGUGGGUGCGCAUGGAGUUAGCCAACGGCAACGUGCAGCACUACGAGGGCGAGCGGGGUGCGGAGCGGGUGGUGUGCGCGGAGUUUCCCAGCGGCAACGUGAAGUACUACGAGGGCGAAAAAGGCGUGGAGCGGAGGGUGCGCACGGUGAGGAGCGAGUGCGGGCGCCUCGGCUUGGCCACCACCGGCGUCAAAGCAGCGCUCGUGGCGCGCCUCCUGGCGGCCUGA